Messenger RNA from Scophthalmus maximus (turbot), 2121 nucleotides. RefSeq names its product spermatogenesis-associated protein 45-like. NCBI's taxonomy places the organism in Eukaryota, Metazoa, Chordata, Actinopteri, Pleuronectiformes, Scophthalmidae. Bases 1566 to 1829 code for a protein of 87 amino acids. The transcript has 2 exons. The record is from RefSeq and is a predicted model, not a curated record.
UAACAGUUCUAUUACCAGACUUAUUCGGCGAGACAGCUUUUAUCAAAUCCUACACUGAUAUUAAAUAUUUUUAUACAUAUACUUAAAGGAACAUUUCACCCUCUAAUAGAUUUGAGGGCACAUUAAAUAUGUUUGAUAUUGACAUAUCACCAUUCAUAGGAAACGGUUCUAUGGAAUAUGUGACAAUGCAACCGACAGUCAGGCCCGUGAAGAUGACGCUCGGUCCAGUGAGCUCGUCCAUGCGCUCAGGUUAUUAUCUGCACUAAUCCUAAUCCUCAUCCUUUGACCCAGGUUCAGGUCAGGGUCGGGAUCCAGUCGUGUUCUCCUGAGGCUACAACUAGGACAGCAACUGAAGCUUUUAUAGAUUCUUUUCUAGAUCGAAGAGUAAAGGAAAAAACAAAACACUUUCCCAAUAAGUUUAUAAUAUAUUAGAGCCCUGUUGUUCUGAAGAGGAUCAAGUAACCUUCUGACACAUUGUUUCCUUGGUUUGGAGGGAUAGGGAAGGGAAGGUGAGCGCUCACUCGGUUCUUUUUUCAGGCACCGACAGGAAAUUAUAAAAGUAAUGGAAACUACGGAAGAGUAUUAGGCCCUAAUACUCAUCAAAUGAAAAAGGGGGAAGAUUUUUUAAAAUUUUGUUAACAUAAAUAAAGUCGAAAAUUGUGACCAGGAAGCACUUUUCAGCCGUACCUAACAACCGGAUGUUGAUGUUUUGUUAGCCAGUUUGCUAAGCUAACGCUAGCUGCUAACCAAGUUGUAAAAGUUGCCAUAUUAUUAUUGACAGGCUGAAUGUGGAAGAAACGACGCGGUGACAACGGGUGUUUGCACACGAACGUCGACGUGUGUUCUGACACCAUAACGUUCAACUGAAAACAAACGUUAAUGAAUUUUGAGAGGCGUGCAGCUAGCAAAGCUAGCAAAGCUAGCGUAGCUACGCUAACGUUAGUUAACAUGGAUGUGUGACAGAUGAACUGGAACCACAACACGGACGUUCAAUGGUAUUUCGACAUUAAAUCUGGACAUUUUGACUUUAUAGACGAAAUGUUAAAUAAAUAAAUAAAAAACUUCCCCCUCAUUAUGACCUAAUACUCUUCCAUAGGAAACACAUCAUCAUAUUUUUCAUAAUUUCCACCUAACAGGGAUAUUUUCCAGUGUGUGGACACAUUUAUCUCAACUGUUGCUGCUGGGGUUGUAAAAGGACGCAUGUUGUGUUAAAUAGAUAUUUGUGCGAAUAUAUAUUACAGAUGUUUGGAUCAAUUUGGUCUAAAGUCUGUAGCAUAUUCAAAAAACUGAAUCACAAGUAGUACUGACAUAUAGUCCAAAAACAGGCAAUAAAAGUAUCUAGAUAUUCAAACCUCUACGUUUUUUAGGCUCUGGUAAUGUUUUUUGUUAAUGUUAACAGAGUGACACAUCCUCCCAAACACACACGAUCUUUGAACGCGAUCGCGACACAACGCAUUCUUCGAGCUCCGCCGUUGCCACGGAGACCGUAGCAUUACACACUCGCCACACUUUUGGAUAAUUCAUGAAAAAAGGUUAAAUAAACUCACAGAUAAAAAGAAGAAAAGAUGUCCGGAUCCGGGGAGCGGGCUCUUCUGCAGCUGAACCUGCGCAGGGACACGUGGUGUCAGGUGGAGGUGAACCCCCGCCAGGCCUGGGACAGGACCCAGAGGAAGCAUCACCGCGGUCACCUGCGGACCAGCCCGGCGCUCCUCGCCGCCAUGACGAGGGGGGGCCCGCCGCCAGGGGGGGCCCGCCGCGACCCGCCGCCCCCGGCCAGGCUCCCGGAGAGAAGGCACUUCGAAGAGAGCUAUAAAUCUCACCUGGUGUAGACGAGCGCAGCCGGACAAGACGACACAUUCUGUACAAACGUUACACUCUGUUGUUUUAUUUCCAUAAGCAGUGUUGUGCAGCGGUUUCAAGAAGAAUACGACAUAGCAAUCAUUUUUACAAAAAAUGUGUAAAAGUGCUCACCUACUCACGCGCUCCUCAUCUCUCCCUCCGGGAUGUGUUUGUUUUGAACACACUUGUCUGUCGCUUGUGAAAUAUCACAACAACUAUUGCAUCAUAAUCGUUGUGACACAGUCAUCCAGGAAUAAAAGUUUAUGAUUAUUAUAAUAAUAA